ACAAAAGGUAUAGAAACAAAUUUGGAGAAGCCGUUCCCUCUCCAAUACAAUUUGUGGUCGAAACCGUUUCUCUCUCUCUCAAAAGGAAUACAGCGGCACCAACUAAGAGCAAGGCCAGUACAUAAUGCACUGACCUGUCUGCACUGCUUCCAUCAUUUUUCAAUUUCAUUCUAUCGCAAAAAAUAAUUUAAAAAAAAAAGUUGAUAUUCAAAAUUCAGUGGGGAUUAAUGCUCGCAGUGAAGCAUGAGAGAGGAAUCGAGGCAUUCUCAAUGGAAGACACAGAAUUUGAAAACGAGAAUUUGCUCGACACCAUUAAUUUCGACGACAUUCUCAUCGGAAUCGGAGACGGCGACGUGUUGCCUGAUUUGGAAAUCGAUAACGAAUUCUUCGCCGAAUUCUCAGGCUCCGAAUCUGAGACGAAAUUAGAGAGUGAAAAUAUUUCGCGAGAAGAUGCCGCAGCAGAUUCAGUUUCCGAUGUCGAUUUGGUUCAGAAACCCGAACCCGAACCGGAAGUGAAGGAUCCGGAUUUGAAAGAAGCUGACGACACAAGCAAGAUAUCGUCGUCUCGCUGUAAAAAUCCACCGGGGAAGAAGAAAACCAAGGUGGAUUGGACUCCGGAAUUGCACCGGCGGUUUGUGCAGGCGGUGGAGCAGCUAGGGAUUGACAAGGCGGUGCCGUCGAGAAUUCUGGAAAUCAUGGGGAAUGACUGCCUUACACGCCAUAACAUUGCCAGCCAUCUUCAAAAAUAUCGAUCUCACCGGAAACAUGUGCAAGCGCGGGAAGCUGAGGCGGCGAGCUGGGGCCGGCGGCGGCAGAUCUACGGAACCACGGCAGAUGUGAAUCCUUGGAUUGCACCCACUAUGGGCUUCCCUCCGGCAACACCACAAGUGCCGAAUUUUAUACCCGUACAUGUAUGGGGUCAUCCAUCCGUCGACCAAUCAUUGAUGUACACAUGGCCGUCGCCACUGGCUGACCCAUCAUCCCUUUGGCAUCCAUAUCACCAUUAUGUUCCGCCGCCGGGCACAAUAUAUUUUCCACAGCCGCAAUUUCAACCGACGAGAUUUCCACGGCCGCCCACCGGAGUACCGGCCGUGCAAACGGUGCCGCAGCCGCCUUCCGAUGUUCAUCCAUCAAAAGAGAGCAUAGAUGCAGCCAUCGGAGAUGUUCUAAAGAAACCAUGGUUGCCGCUGCCACUCGGAUUAAAGCCCCCGUCCAUGGAUAGUGUGAUGGCUGAACUACGACGCAAAGGGGUAUCAAAAAUACCUCCCACUUAGCCCUUGAUAAUCAACCUGCUUCCAACUUCUCUUCCCAAUAAAUAUGCUGCUAGGACACUACGAUUAGGUCUCUGGAGUGGUAGCGGAUAUGUUUAAGUUCAUCAUAUAGGGAGAUUAUGCUAGUUUUGUAAGUAUAUUAAGAUUCUUCUAUUGGUUGUUAGUACAAAUUAAGUGGGCUUGCUCUAAUAGUACAACCAAGUGUGCGUAUUUGGUCACUACCACUAGAAGAAUUGUAUAACUAAUAUUACAAAAUUGGGAACUCUUACGACCUUAAACAUCUUCACUUUUGCGGA
Messenger RNA from Salvia splendens (bonfire salvia), 1567 nucleotides. Its product is annotated as transcription activator GLK1. The transcript has 7 exons. Gene Ontology annotation, molecular function: transcription cis-regulatory region binding; DNA-binding transcription factor activity. Gene Ontology annotation, biological process: positive regulation of DNA-templated transcription. Lineage: Eukaryota; Viridiplantae; Streptophyta; Magnoliopsida; Lamiales; Lamiaceae. The record is from RefSeq and is a predicted model, not a curated record. Bases 228 to 1274 code for a protein of 348 amino acids. Gene Ontology annotation, cellular component: nucleus.